AUGGUACCGAUCCCGACCUCGUCUGCUGACGAGGCCAAGACUGACAUCACCACCCUGCCCACUGCUUCCGACGAUGUGAUGGCAAGCUGCCUCGAGAGUAUUCACUCUUUGCCCCAGGCUAGCGCCGACGCUCACUCCUCGCAAAAGACGCACUUCGACCACGCAACUUCGUGGAUGGCAUCGAACAACGACAUCUCUGGUCAGCUGGCUCUCUCCGACUUCCGCAACCCGGACCUGUCGAGCAUCUCGAAGCCUCUCGGUCUCACACCAGGCGCGCUCGGACUUACGGGUGGUUUGCCGGGCAGCAGUGCUGGUGGAGAUGGAUGGUCCAUCUCGCCCUGGAUCAACAUGGCUCCAACCCCCUCUGCGAGCUUGGGCUCUGACCUGGAACAAUCGUCUUUGCGGUCGCAAGUCGACAGCCAAUGUCUCGACACGGGCAUGACGUUUGAGCAAAGAUCAUCACUCGCCUCUCGCCGUGGGUUUUCGGGCAGCCUGAAGCUCGAGACACGCGCAUCGUGA
This is a messenger RNA of Sporisorium graminicola, 519 nucleotides long. RefSeq lists its product as uncharacterized. NCBI's taxonomy places the organism in Eukaryota, Fungi, Basidiomycota, Ustilaginomycetes, Ustilaginales, Ustilaginaceae. The record is from RefSeq and is a predicted model, not a curated record. The coding region runs from base 1 to 519 and encodes 172 amino acids. The transcript has a single exon.